UGGUUCUCAUGAAAAUUUUUCUUGUUUCAUCUCUAUGCCUUCACUACCUUCUGAAGUUUGAAAUCCUUUUUGUGGUAGCUAGCAAGCAAAGCAUGUAACUUGAUAGGAGUGCAUGUUCUCCAGCUGCUAUGAGAAAUAAAAAAUCUUCUUUCUCUUACUUCAACCAUGGUUGGACUUAUGAUGUGUUUGUAAGCUUCCAUGGGAAAGACACUCGUUUCGGUUUCACAGGCUACCUCUGUAACGCCUUGUACCAGAAGGGAAUCAACGCUUUCAAAGAUGACAUCAAACUCAAGAAAGGAGAAGGGAUUUCACCAACUCUUCUCAAAGCAAUUGAUGAGUCCAGGAUUUCCAUCAUUGUUUUCUCCGAAAACUACGCGUCUUCAACUUGGUGCCUCGAUGAACUUGUUAAGAUUAUUGAGUGUAUGAAAGAGAAGGGACAGUUGGUCCAGCCGGUUUUCUACUAUGUUGACCCUUCAGAUAUACGGCAUCAGAGGGGAAGUUUUGGAACAUGGAUGACUAAGCAUGAAGAAAAUCCCAACAUUAGCAAAGAAAGAGUGAGGAAAUGGAGAACUGCGCUCUCAGAUGCAGCAAAUCUGUCAGGAUGGCAUUUCAAAGAUGGGAAUAACUAUGAGUUUGAAUGUAUUCAAAGGAUUACUGAAGUUAUAUCGAUCGAAUUAAAUCAUACCUCAUUACACGUAGCUGAUCAUCAAGUUGGAUUGAAUUAUCGAAUGUCAGAAGUUAAAACACUUAUAGGAAUCGAGUCUAAUAAUGAUGUUCGCAUGGUUGGAAUUCAUGGCAUUGGUGGAGUUGGCAAAACAACAAUUGCUAGAGCUAUGUAUAACUCAAUUGCUAGCAAGUUUGAUUGUUCAAGUUUCCUUGCUGAUGUAAGAGAAAAUUCAAUAAAACAUGGUCUAGUAAAACUGCAAGAGACCCUUCUGCUUCACUUGCUUGGAGAAAAUAUCAACUUGGGUGAUGAUGUGAGCAGAGGAAUUCCUAUAAUCGAAAGAAGGCUUCGCAACAAGAAGGUUCUUUUGAUUCUCGAUGAUGUGGAUGAUCUAGAACAGUUGCGAUCAUUGGCGGGAAGACACGAUUGGUUUGGUUUUGGAAGUAGGAUUAUCAUAACAACAAGAGAUAAGCAUUUGCUAGAUGCACAUGGGGUUAAAAAAGCAUAUAAAGUGAAGGAGCUGAAUGAUCUUGAAGCUAUUGAACUAUUCAGCUUCAAUGCUUUUAAAAGAAAGGACCCUGAUGCAAGUUAUGUGGAGAUAACAAACAGACUAGUGCAAUAUGCCAAAGGCCUUCCAUUGGCUUUGAAAGUCAUAGGUUCUGAUUUGUUUGGCAAGACAAUAGAAGAAUGGGAAAGUGCAUUGAAGAAAUAUGAAACAAUGCCAAGCAAAAAGAUUAUAGAUGUUCUCAAAGUGAGCUUUGAUAAUUUAGAAGAUAAUGAAAAAGAGAUUUUCCUUGAUAUUGCAUGUUUCUUCAAAGGGUAUUUCAAGGGGGAUGUAGAAAAGACACUAGAUGCUUCUCGCUUUUUUUCAAAGUAUGGCAUUGGAGUGCUUAUUGACAAGUCUCUAGUGACAGUUGGUGAAGCCAAUACACUUAAGAUGCAUGAUCUUAUUCAAGACCUGGGUAAAGACAUUGCUAGACAGGAUUCACCAUUUGACCCUGGCAAACGCAGAAGAUUGUGGCAUCAUGAGGAUGUUCUUGAAGUCUUGACAAAAAACACGGGAACCGAAAGAAUUGAAGGCAUAAUGUUGGACAUGCACAACCUAAAACAAGAAGUGCAGCUAAAAGCCAACACCUUUGAUAAUAUGAUCAGACUUAGAAUCCUCAUAGUUCGAAAUGGACAAAUUUCUGGAUCCCCCCAAAAUCUCCCAAAUAAUUUGAGAUUGCUUGAGUGGAAUGAAUAUCCUUUAUCAUCUUUGCCAGUUGAUUUUCAUCCAAAGACACUUGUUGUACUCAAUUUGCCCAAGAGUCAACUAAUAAUGGAUAAGCCAUUCAAGAACUUUGAGAAAUUGACUUUUAUGAACUUCAGUGAUUGUGAUUCCCUAGCAAAACUACCUGAUGUCUCAGCAACCCCAAAUCUAACAAGAAUUCUUGCUAACAAUUGUUCAAACUUGGUUGACAUUCAUGAUUCUGUUGGACAUCUUGACAAACUAGUCACAUUGAGCACUCAAGGAUGCCCUAAACUAAAGAGUUUUCCACGCAGCUUGAGAUCAAAAUUUCUUGAAUACCUUAAUCUUAGCAAGUGUUCCAACAUUCAGAGUUUCCCAGAUGUAAUGGAAAAAGUAGAAAGUAUGAAAAAUAUUGAUAUAGGAGGGACUGCCAUAAAAGAGUUUCCAAGUUCAAUGGAAAACUUCAAUGGUCUUGAAGAACUAGUGUUGACAUCUUGCCUAAGUUUGGAGGAUCUACCUAGUAACACAGAUAUGUUUCAAAAUAUUGAAGAGCUUAAUGUCAAAGGAUGUCCACAAAUUCCUAAAAUUUUAUGGAAGUCAUUAGAAGACAAGAGGCAUCCAAAGCUAAGUAGACUAACCCUCACAAGUUGUGAUAUAUCAGAUAAAGAUCUUGAGUUAAUCCUUACUUGCUUUCUACAAUUAAAGUGGUUGAUUCUAUCAGAUAACAACUUCUUAACCAUCCCUGAUUGCAUUGAAGACCUUUCUCACCUCUUGCUUCUUCAUGUGGAUAACUGCAAGCAGCUUAGAGAUAUUUCAGUACUUCCACUAUACUUGCAAUACAUAGAUGCAAGGAACUGCACAUCAUUGACUCCCCAAUCAUCAGAUGUAAUAUUGAGCCAGGCAUUUGAGGAGAUUCCAUACAUAGACAUUGUGGUGCCAAGGAAAAAUAUUCCAAGUUGGUUUGAUCAUUGUAGCAAAGGAGGGUCUGUGGCCUUUUGGGUUCGAAGAAAGUUCCCUGCAAUUGCUCUAUUUUUUCUUUUGAGUGGUGAAGAUGAAAGGAAAACUGAUUAUCCAUGUGAAUUCUAUUUACUCAUUAAUGGCCUCCAAGUUUACCAAGGAAGAAGAGAGUGGCCAAUUGAUCAUGUAUGGCUAUUUGAUCUGCGAGUCAAACUUACCGCCAGCGAGUGGCAGGGGUUCAAUGAACAAAUCAAGUCUGGUUGGAAUCAUGUCGAGAUUUCGUGUUCAGUCUUGAACGAGCUGAAAAAUGCAACUGUUAAAAGGUGUGGAAUUCAUCUAUACAAAGAUAGAAUGAACAUCCACCAUGUUUCCUUCAUAAGUCCUGAUCUUCAUGGCUCAAAUAUGGCCUUUGAUAACAUAAAUGACAAUUUGGAUGUCUAUGAUGAAGUACGAGAUGAUGUUGUUUUCCCCACAAUACUUGCUAAAUAUUUUAACAAGAGUAUACUAGAGGUCAUGGGAAAUCUUCAAUCUAGCAGGAGAAAUGAUGAUUACGGGUAUGACUAUGAUGAGGAGUUGGAGCUAGAGAGUGACAAUGACCCUGACAACCAGCACAUGGAAGAGGAACAACAUUCAGAUUCUCUCAAUCAUCUAAUCCUGGAAAACUCUGAACUUAUGAACAACAACAAAGGAAAAGAAACACUUGAAGAACCUCUUGUUACGACAAUCCACGUGAAGGAGCCAACACUUGCACAUAUAGCAAAGCUAAAAGAUAAUGGAGAUUUUGCACCUGAGUCAAGUGCCCCUGCAUCAGGUAGAAACAAGGGAACAGAACUGGAAGAUAAAAUCACUUCUGGAGAACAUACUAAUAUUGGCUUCACAUGUAGCAACCACAUGUCAAGAAAUCAAGUUGAUUCAAAUGUAGAAGAAGCCACAUUGCAUCUUAUUAAAGAUCUAGCAGAUAUCUAUGAAACUCAUAUUUCUGAAGGAAAAGGUGAUGGUCAACAACCAAUGCCAAAUGCAGAAGCCUAUUUAAAUAUUUUUCAGUCUACCAUAAAUGAAGACAACAUGGAAGCAUUUUAUGCUUCUCUUGAAGCUGAGAAUACUUCUCCAUCACAUGUCCAAGACACGCAACUUAACAAUGUAUCUUUGAGAACUAGGCCUAGUGAAGAAACCCAGAAAGCAUUGCAGACUCUCCGAGACUUUGUCUCGAAAAAAUUCUCUCUUUUAUUGCACCCGGGACGUUCUGGAAAGAUGAAAGAUAUUCUAAAACAUCUCCUCAGUUUGCCACCGGAUGAGGGAAUUUCCCUCAGAACAAAAUCAGUUAUACAACAACUUUCUCAAAGUUUUUCUCAGUGGAGUUUGGAUUAUAACAAUGCAAACCUUAAACAUGAGACAUCAACUGCAGAUUUAUCAAAAGCUCAGAAACUGAAACAUGAUCUUGAAGCUAAUGCUGAAGAAUUCAGGGAAAUGGACAUGGUGGAGAGAUGUUUGUGUGAUCAGUUGGCCUCCUUGGAAGAAAAAAAGAGGGAGCUUGAAGAGAAAAUCAAUGCAGUGAAAUCUGAGAUGGCAGAUUUUGCAUCACAGAAAGACAUGGUUGCUAAGAGAAAGAGAGAACUGUUUAACAAAGGAAUUGUGAUGAAAGAUGAAAGGGAUGAUUUGGGGAACCAAGUGCCAGGGUUGAAAGCUGAGCAGGAAUGGGCAAAGACUAUACAAGCUAAUAUUGAAGAAGAAUGGUCUAAGCUUGGAGAAAAACUCAUUGGAAGUGCUGGUUUUGAAGAGUGGAUCUAAUUAAGUACCUUUGCAAUAUUCCAGACUCAUGUUAACCAAAUAUGCAAUGGUUAUCAGAAAUUGUGGCAACUAUAUUUUUCUGAUUUCAAAUUGACAUGAAACUUUCUGACAUGAUCAAGCUAUCUGUACAGGCAAGAGUAGAAUUAGAAACAAUUUAGUUUGAUUUUUAUUCAAAA
This is a messenger RNA of Lotus japonicus, 4813 nucleotides long. Its product is annotated as disease resistance protein RUN1-like. Bases 129 to 4637 code for a protein of 1502 amino acids. Gene Ontology annotation, molecular function: ATP hydrolysis activity; ADP binding. The transcript has 7 exons. Gene Ontology annotation, biological process: signal transduction; defense response. Lineage: Eukaryota; Viridiplantae; Streptophyta; Magnoliopsida; Fabales; Fabaceae. The record is from RefSeq and is a predicted model, not a curated record.